AUGGCGGCGGGAGCGUGCCGCUGGCUGAUGGCCGCCGCCCCCGCCCUGUCCGGGCCCCCUGGGAACGGGCUGAGGCUGGGAGGCGGAGGGGCGGCGCGGGGAACCGCCCGGAGCGGCCCGGCACCGGCCCGGGGCCCUUCGCGGACGCUGAUCGUCACCCAAAGCGGCGCCAUUUUACCCAAACCAGUCAAAAUGUCCUUCGGCCUCCUGCGGGUGUUCUCCAUCGUGAUCCCUUUCCUCUAUGUUGGGACGCUCAUUAGUAAGAACUUCGCCGCCCUGCUCGAGGAACACGACAUUUUCGUCCCCGAGGAUGACGACGACGACGAUUAACCGAGCUCUUUGGAAGAGCAGAAGGGAGACAAGCCAACAAGCGGGCGGCGUGGAUGCGGUCACUGCUUCCCUCCGUCCUAGCGAGAGAUCGGAGCUGACCUUCCAGACCUCCGAGAGCUCCGUGAGCCCUGGACCGGCGGCCCGCCAACGGCCACACGGACCCCUUUGUUAGCCCUGGGGGUCGUUUGACCUCUGGCCGGGACACGUCUGUCGUCCGAACCCGCGGUCUGAUGAUAAUAAAUCAGGCAAAAACUCCUCA
Tachyglossus aculeatus (Australian echidna) is the source of this 589-nucleotide messenger RNA. It is a transcript of the gene SMDT1, whose product is annotated as single-pass membrane protein with aspartate rich tail 1. NCBI's taxonomy places the organism in Eukaryota, Metazoa, Chordata, Mammalia, Monotremata, Tachyglossidae. The record is from RefSeq and is a predicted model, not a curated record. The transcript has 3 exons. Gene Ontology annotation, biological process: mitochondrial calcium ion homeostasis; calcium import into the mitochondrion. Gene Ontology annotation, cellular component: uniplex complex; mitochondrial inner membrane. The coding region runs from base 1 to 330 and encodes 109 amino acids.